AUGUCCGACGAACCCUAUCUUAACGCAGUCACCGUGCUUGAACGCUUCAUGCCAUAUGAGCUUGGACGUCAGCUGCAGCGCUUCCACGACGACCAUCCCGGUUCGCUUCCCAUGCUCACAGACAAGGACUGGGAAUGGAUUCGCGACGUGUGCACAAAGCCACCAACCCAGCCAGGCGAAGAACGAUACCCUGCUGAGUUUGGGUAUCGCAGGAGAUUCAAGCGUAACAAAAACCAGGAUUCUAGACUGAAACCGGACGAUAACCUUGAACCCGAAGGACAUAAAAGUCGCCAGGAUGAAACUACCGAGAUGAAUCAGGAUGCGGGAAGUGAGGUUGCACGCGAAGCUGACUCUGAGCAGGAGGGCGUGGGUCAGUAG
Molecule: messenger RNA, 378 nt
Organism: Fusarium musae
Lineage: Eukaryota; Fungi; Ascomycota; Sordariomycetes; Hypocreales; Nectriaceae
Exons: 2
Coding region: 1-378 (125 amino acids)
Source: RefSeq, a predicted model, not a curated record